AUGUCGGACACUCUCUCUGACGCGGAGAAGAUCCGGAACAAGCGCCUGGCAAAGCUUCAAGCACCCGCUGCGUCGACCGCACCAGCCGCUGAACCCUCCCACUCACCGUCAUCGUCCACCAGCCCAUCUCGAGCAAGUUCACCUGGACCGUCAAGUCAAAGUCAUGACACGGUCUCAGAAGCUCCGGCCGCGGCACCGGGAUCCCAAAUGCCUGAAGGGAAGCGGAUCAAGAUCACUCCCACUACUUCAGCCGAGGUCGUCGAACGUGCACGAUCCAUACCUCAGUCACCUGCUAGGACUGCGUCUCCCGCCAGGAUUAACUCCCCGGCGCGAGUCGACUCGCCCGCUCGGUCAAUAGCCUUGAGUAUUGAUGAAUUCGAACACCUCAUCCUCGGGAGUUUCUUCAGCAUCAACUUGAACGAGGAGACACGGGCCAGAAAUAAGCACAGAGCCGAUCUUCCAGGACUGCGAAGCGAGCUAUUGGAAGAUGGCAAGGAAGUACGGCUACACAUUGGAAUCCUGGACCAGGCCAUUCUCGAAGCUGCGUCUCAAGCACAGCGACCACUUGACUACCUGCUGCCGUGCUGGAACAGAAUUCAAGACAGAAUGAGGAAGCCUGAUACUGAUACGAAGAGGUGGGACAUCAUAUGCGAGGCAAAGAGACUGUGUCUAAGCUACUGCGUUUUUGCCAUCACGAUGCCAGAGAUGUUUGGUGUCGAGUCCUCCAAUGAAUCUCCAUUAGCUCGACAACUUUUACUGAGUCCCGAUGACGGGAUGCGGAGGGGCAUUACGCCAGAGUUCCUCAGAGAGGUCAGUGGAAAGUUUGAAGACGAUGACAGUCUCAAACCCGCUCUGAUCUCGGCUGUGGAGGAGCUCAGCAGUCAGUUGGCACUCAAAGACGCCAACGGGGAGAUUCAGCCUUACAUGAUGGCUAUGCGAAACUUGGUCGAGAACCCAGCCAUCGCUGCAGCCAUGACAGAGUCAUCGUUGUUCAACGUGGCCGCAACUCCGCCCACUUUUGAAACGACCACUCUACUGGGACCGUGGUACCGACUCUCUCCGCUGCAGCCCAAAGUGACCAUGUCGUAUUUCUCGACCCCGAAAACUCGCGAUCAAGGAUUUAUUGUGAACUCGCAAAGUUCGCUCCGCAUGAUGCAGAACAUGAUUCAAGGGGACCUGGACUAUAUUACUACCAAGAUUCUGCGUGCAUCACCCGAAGCAAAAAAUCGGUUCCUGGACUGGGUAGCAACUGCACUCAAUUUGAAUCACAAACGACGUGCAAUGCAGGUUAAGCCCGAAGAGGUCGCUUCGGAUGGAUUCAUGUUCAAUCUAACCUCCACAUUGGACAAGCUUUGCGGACCCAUCAUGAAUAUCGACUUCCGCAAAAUCCACACAUUCCAUGCGGAGUAUUUCCAGCGGAACCCUCGAAUUGAUAUGCGAGAUGAGACCAAAAUCAACGCUGAUCAGCAUGCGUCUGAGGCAUUCUACUCGAAAACAAUGGAAGGCAAUUCCAAUUUCAACAGCGAGCUUUUCUUCCUUACAAUCGCAGCGCAUCACUAUGGCAGCGAAUCUCUGACUUCGCGACUGGAGCAACUUGACAAGGAUUUGCGACACAUCGAAUCAUCGAUAACCCGAUUUGAGGCUGAGCGGCCACGCUGGGCGGCGAAUCCAGCCCAGUUGCGGGUAUAUGAGCAGGCACUCAAAAAGUACCGUGACAAGCUUGAUCUGGGACUAGCGUUGAAAUACAGUCUUCAAGCUCUGUUGCUUGACGAACAGUGGCAGGUUCGUUCCAUCGAAGUCAUGCGCCACGUGGCCGUCUGGCUCCUGCGAGUGGCCUCAGGGAAGGAUUUCCCACAAGAGAAGAUCACACUUCCCCUUCCUGAGCAGCAACCCGAAGUAUUCCAGAAUUUGCCGGAAUACUUCUUGGAUGUCAUCAUCAGCAACUUCAAAUUUGUGACGUGGGCUAUGCCGCAGACUAUCACCGCUGUUCUUGGGGAGGAACUGGUAAUGCUUUGUAUCACUUUCCUUGAAAGCUCAAGUUACAUCAAAAACCCUUAUCUGAAGGCUGGCCUGGUCUCCAUGCUAUUCCGCGGCACUUUGACUCGACCGGGAGGUCAUCGUGGGGUUCUCGUUGAUCUGCUGAAUUCCAUGCCAUUCGCCAACGAGUACCUCUUGCAUGCCAUUAUGAAAUUCUACAUCGAAGCCGAGCACACUGGAGCUCAUACGCAAUUCUUCGACAAAUUCAACAUCCGUUACGAGAUUUUCCAGAUCAUCAAAUGUAUCUGGCCAAACACGCUGUACCGCAAGAAGUUGUCCAAUCAGGCCACUCAGAAUCAGGACUUCUUUGUCCAAUUUGUGAAUCUUCUGCUAAACGACGUGACCUAUGUUCUGGGCGAGUCAUUUAGCGCUUUCAAAACCAUUCGCAGCAUCCAGGAAGAACUCCGGCGUGAGGGCGAAUCGAUGGACCCCACUGCACGACAGGAAAAGGAAGAGCACCUGACAUCGUCUCAGAGAAAUGCCAAGUCAUACAUGCAACUGACCAAUGAGACAAUGGCCAUGCUCAAGCUCUUCACUGCUGCUCUUGCUGAUUCAUUUACUAUGCCAGAGAUUGUUCAGCGUUUGGCAGACAUGCUCAACUACAAUCUCGAUGCCAUGGCUGGGCCGAAGAGCUCACAAUUGAAAGUCGAAGGCAAUGUACAACUGAUGGUAGAGAAGUACGGAUUCGAUCCGAAGGUUCUGCUCAGCGACAUUGCCAAGAUCUAUGUCAACCUGAUGAAUAAGCCAAACUUCAUUACGGCUGUUGCUCGCGAUGGACGUUCUUAUAGACCGGAGCUUUUCAAACAGGCUUCUGACCUUCUGCGACAACACCAGCUCACACCUGAAGAGGAUCUGCGUCGCUGGGACCGUCUGCGCAAAGAGGUGCAGGAAGCUAAAGAGGCCGAUGAUCAAGCAGAGGAAGACUUGGGCGAGAUUCCAGAUGAUUUCCUGGAUCCUCUGAUGUACACCCUUAUGGAAGAUCCCGUCAUUCUUCCCAGCUCUAAGGUUUCCAUUGACCGGUCUACUAUCCGCUCGCACUUGCUCAGCGAUCCUCACGACCCAUUCAACCGCAUGCCUUUAAAGAUGGAGGAUGUGCUUCCUGAUACCGAGCUCAAAGCGAAGAUCGAGGCUUUCAAGGCAGAGCGGAAGGGCAUGAAAAAGACCAUGAGCGAUCAGAUGGAUACGACUGCGGACUAA
This is a messenger RNA of Penicillium diatomitis, 3234 nucleotides long. Its product is annotated as ubiquitin-ubiquitin ligase UFD2. The record is from RefSeq and is a predicted model, not a curated record. Gene Ontology annotation, biological process: protein polyubiquitination. Lineage: Eukaryota; Fungi; Ascomycota; Eurotiomycetes; Eurotiales; Aspergillaceae. Gene Ontology annotation, cellular component: ubiquitin ligase complex; nucleus; cytoplasm. Bases 1 to 3234 code for a protein of 1077 amino acids. Gene Ontology annotation, molecular function: ubiquitin-ubiquitin ligase activity. The transcript has 6 exons.